Microcebus murinus (gray mouse lemur) is the source of this 5502-nucleotide messenger RNA. The record is from RefSeq and is a predicted model, not a curated record. Lineage: Eukaryota; Metazoa; Chordata; Mammalia; Primates; Cheirogaleidae.
GGCCCCGGCUGGUGUUGCUGCCACUUGUGAAGCCAAGAAGCCUGAGCCGAUGGCAGCAGAUGCUACCGUUUCAGUUUCUUUUCCAUCCGUCGAAACUUUCUGAAGCAUUUUCAGCAUUUUGAACUUUAAUUCCAGGCUAUAUUUUCUGGGAGUCCUGAUCCAGUGAUACAAAUGUGCUGCGAUGGUGACAUAAACUAUUGACUGAGACUGGGAAAGUACCUGGAAAACCUGAUGUUCUCUUCCUUUUUUAUGGUGCUUCUAUUGGAAUAGUGUGGGAAAGUAUACACAACAUGAGUUUUAUCAUGAAACUUCACAGACACUUUCAAAGGACGGUUAUUCUGCUUGCCACUUUCUGCAUGGUAAGCAUCGUCAUUUCUGCCUACUACCUGUACAGUGGCUACAAACAGGAAAACGAACUCUCUGAGGUGACUUCAGAAGUGGACUGCGGUGACCUCCAACCCCUCCCUUACAGACUGCUGGAAGUGAAAACAAUGAAGCUUUUUGAUGUCUCCAGGACAGACCCCACAGUGCUAGUGUUUGUGGAGAGCCAGUAUUCAUCCCUGGGUCAAGACAUCAUUAUGAUACUGGAGUCAAGCAGAUUCCAGUAUCACGUUGAAAUUGCCCCCGGAAAGGGAGAUCUUCCGGCACUUACAGACAAAAAUAAAGGCAAAUAUGUUCUCAUUAUUUAUGAGAAUAUUUUGAAGUAUAUAAAUAUGGACUCUUGGAACCGAAGCCUUUUAGAUAAAUACUGUGUAGAAUAUGGUGUGGGAGUCAUUGGAUUCCACAAAACUAGCGAGAAGAAUCUACAGAGCUCUCAAUUAAAAGGUUUCCCUCUCUCCAUCUAUGGAAACCUUGCAGUGAAAGAUUGUUGUAUUAAUCCUCAUUCUCCAUUGCUUCGUGUGACCAGAUCUUCUAAGCUUGAAAAAGGUUGUUUACCUGGAACUGACUGGACAGUUUUUCAGAUUAAUCACUCAGCCUACCAACCAGUGAUAUUUGCCAAAGUGAAGACUCCAGAAAACCUUUUCCCCCCAGUUUCUAAAGGUGCUUUUUAUGCCACUAUCAUACAUGACCUGGGGCUUCACGAUGGAAUUCAGCGAGUUCUUUUUGGCAACAACUUGAACUUUUGGUUGCACAAACUCAUCUUCAUAGAUGCCAUCUCCUUCUUGUCAGGGAAGAGGCUGGCAUUGUCCUUGGACAGGUACAUCCUUGUGGACAUUGAUGACAUAUUUGUGGGAAAGGAGGGAACGAGAAUGAACACCAACGAUGUAAAGGCCCUGCUUGAUACUCAGAAUCUUUUGCGUGCACAAAUCACAAAUUUUACGUUCAACCUGGGAUUUUCAGGGAAAUUUUACCACACAGGGACUGAGGAGGAAGAUGAAGGGGAUGACUGUCUGCUGGGGUCCGUGGAUGAGUUCUGGUGGUUUCCUCACAUGUGGAGCCACAUGCAGCCCCACCUCUUCCACAAUGAGUCAUCUUUGGUGGAGCAGAUGAUUCUCAACAAAAAAUUCGCCUUAGAGCAUGGCAUCCCAACGGACAUGGGCUACGCGGUGUCCCCUCAUCACUCGGGCGUCUACCCUGUACACGUCCAGCUUUACGAGGCCUGGAAGAAGGUUUGGAAUAUUAAAAUCACCAGCACUGAGGAAUAUCCACAUCUGAAACCAGCUAGAUACCGGAGGGGCUUUAUCCACAAAAACAUCAUGGUUCUUCCAAGACAAACCUGUGGGCUUUUCACUCACACAAUUUUCUACAAAGAAUACCCAGGAGGGCCCAAAGAGCUGGACAAGAGCAUCCAAGGAGGUGAACUUUUCUUCACUGUGGUCCUUAACCCUAUCAGCAUUUUCAUGACCCAUUUGUCCAACUAUGGGAAUGAUCGACUGGGAUUAUACACAUUUGUGAAUCUGGCCAACUUCGUGCAGAGCUGGACCAACCUGCGACUUCAGACUCUGCCUCCAGUGCAACUGGCUCACAAGUAUUUUGAGCUAUUUCCUGAUCAGAAAGACCCUCUCUGGCAGAAUCCUUGUGAUGACAAACGCCACAGAGACAUUUGGUCUAAAGAAAAAACCUGUGAUCGCUUACCAAAAUUCUUGGUGAUAGGACCUCAGAAAACUGGUACCACUGCUCUGUACUUGUUCCUGGUUAUGCAUCCUUCCAUCCUUAGUAACUCCCCCAGCCCAAAAACCUUUGAGGAGGUACAGUUCUUUAAUAGAAAUAACUACCACAGGGGGAUUGAUUGGUAUAUGGAUUUCUUCCCAAUCCCAUCGAAUGUCACCACUGACUUCUUGUUUGAGAAGAGUGCCAAUUACUUCCACUCAGAGGAAGCCCCUAAAAGAGCAGCUUCUCUGGUUCCCAAAGCCAAGAUCAUCACCAUCCUCAUUGACCCUUCAGACCGGGCAUACUCCUGGUACCAGCAUCAGCGAUCACAUGAAGACCCUGCAGCUCUAAAGUUUAGCUUCUACGAAGUGAUCUCAGCUGGGCCCCAUGCACCUUCGGAACUGAGAGCCCUGCAGAAGAGAUGUCUGGUUCCGGGGUGGUACGCCAGCCACAUCGAGAGAUGGCUUGUCUAUUUCCCCCCCUUUCAGUUGCUGAUUAUUGAUGGGCAACAGCUAAGAACUGAUCCUGCUACAGUGAUGGAUGAAGUACAGAAGUUUCUAGGAGUCUCCCCUCAUUAUAAUUACUCGGAAGCUUUAACGUUUGAUUCGCAUAAAGGUUUCUGGUGUCAGUUAUUGGAAGAAGGUAAAACAAAAUGCCUUGGAAAGAGCAAAGGAAGAAAAUACCCUCCAAUGGAUUCUGAUAGCAGAGCAUUUCUGUCAAGCUACUACCGAGAUCACAACGUGGAACUCUCAAAGCUGCUGCACAAACUGGGGCAGCCUCUGCCAUCCUGGCUGAGACAAGAGCUGCAGAAAGUGAGAUAGCACUGAGAGAAAACUUCUGGAGACUUCAGCUGCCAUGUAAAACGCACCUUUUCCAAAGCUUCCCGAAGCUACCAAAAGGCUGUUGAAAAAUAUACCUCUUCACAUGAGAAAAAAGAACAAAGUUCCUUCCAUGUGCUGGCAUGUGGAUGAUUAGAAAAAAAGAAAAAGUAUCUGUUAUAAGCCUUGAGGCCUAUGGUCUUUCUCUUAACCCAUAUCUGAGCCUGUGGUAUUAUUGUAGACUACUGUGCACUUAUGUGGAAGUCAGUAGCAACCAACAUAAAUAUCGAACACAAAUGCAGAACUGUUCCAUUUCACAGUAAUAUUUACACCUUUAUGUAUCAACUAAGAUUGUGUCUCUGUAGAUUUUUAGACUGCUGUUUGCCUGUACAAUGUUUUCUUAUUCUUUGAUUCUAUAAAGUCCUACAAAGCAAGAAGCAAAAUAAACAUCACAUGUAGCAUAAAAUGUCAAAAGCAUAACACUCAUGAAAAAUGCUUGCCAAAAUUCAAAUCCACUGAAGUGUUUAGAAAUAACUGUAAAUUAUAAUUUGUGCUAGAUCAGGGAGGGAAAAGUUAUUAUGAGCUUUAUCUGCAUCAAAAAAAGUGCUAUAGCAAAAAAAAAAAAAGUGAUUUUUCAUAUACAUAUUCUAGUGCAUUUAUAUAAAAAUUACUAACUCCUCCAUCAUAAUGUAACUGUUAUACUGAAAUAUAUAUUAUAAAACUGUUGGAUGGUAAAUAGAAACACAUUGAAUAUGCCCAAAGAGUAAAUAAUAAUGUAAAGUGUACUGACUAAAUUCUCUAAAAGGGAGAAAUUGUAGGGGUCUAAAGAUACAUCACUGAGAACUCUAUGUCCACUUGCUGCAAAUCUAUUCUAGUAGUCCUCACUAGUUCUACAGAAAUGCAUGCAUAAACUCUAAAGUAUGUAUCAUCUCCAGAAACAGAUCGACUUCAAUGUGAAUAGCUUUUUUUUAAUGUCCCCCAGAGCAAAAUCUAUUGAAUGAAAACUAAGGACAGUUUCCCUAGAUGAUGUGUUUAGGCUAUUUACAUUUAAAUUAUUGAAAAACAUUUUUCCUAGGUAGUUCAAAAUAAAAUUAUGUAACAUAGAGAUUUAUAACAAAAACAAAUUAAUAUAUGAUUAAUUUGUAAUCCAAUAUUUACAGUGAUACUUUUGAUACAAGGCAGAGAAACACUAGCAUAUUUUUAAAUAUUUCACACAUCACUCUGGUAGAAGAUAACAAAACAUAUUUAAAUGUACGGAUGACUUACUAAAAGAAAGUACAAAGAUGAGCAAAGUAUGGCUCUUGAAAUAUAUUUACACUUAAAUUUUAAGUGAUAUACAUGACUGAUAAAGUAUUCAAGAAAGAAAAUUAAAGAAGUCAUACUUAUUUUCCUGUUAACAUUUACUUAAUUUUCAAAUGUACUCCAUGGUAUACAUUUGAAAAUUAAAUUCCCUGCUAUAAUUGUAAGCUUUUAUAAAAUGUGAUCACAGGUUUGAUUAGAAAAACAAGAUAUGCAAGGAAAAUCUCUAGCAAAAAGAUUUUCAUUGUCCUUACAACGUGUAAAACUAAACUAUCAGUCGCUAAUUAGAAAGCAAAUUGUGAGAUCCUCCCACUUAUUAUAUAAAAUCUUUAAUGUACAUUAUAAUUACUAAGUAAAUAUUCAUUUAAAGUUUCAUGUACCCAAAAGAUACACUAAUUUUUAAACAAACUAUUAGCAGAAAGAAUUGGAGAAAGAGCCAGUUUUUAAGACUCCUGUCUGCAAAAGCAAAAUCAAAGUCAUUUAGACAAACCUGGUAAACUCGGUCUGCAUGCUUCCUGCUGCCUCUUUUGAAGCCACCCAUGCUAAACAUGCUAGGAAAAUUAUCAUAGUCUUUCAUCGCCACUAAUUUAAGAAAACUGGGUAAAGAAGUCAAACAGUGACAAUAGGCGCCAGCAGUUAUAUACAGUGUCAUAUUUUCAUUUGGCAACAUUUAUGCUGAUUUUAAAAAAGUAAAAACAUACAUUCAUGCUUUAAUGGUGAGAUGUACAUUUGAACUUCUAAGCAAAGCUGCUAAUGGCAUAAUUUUGUCUAGGUGAAUUGACUGAACAGCUCACGCUUUAAAAUAAAUGUCGAAAACAUACUUGAUGCUUGUAUAAAUAGAGAAAAAAAGGAAGAGAGAAUACCAAACUAUUCAUUCACAAGUACAAGCUUAGAGCAGCAAAUCUGAAAGGAUUUUUGACCACUCAGCGUGUCUUGAAGAUAGCAUCACAUUCUAGAUGACACACCUACUUUCCACGUUACAUCCUCCAGCCGGUGAUUAUACUAUUCUGCAAGUAACGUAAAUACACAUGAAAAAAGAAUGAGCGGUAAUGUGAUUGAAAACUAGCUUUGUAUAGAAUUCCCUUUUUCAUUGCUUAAAAUAUGAAACUUCCUCAGGAAGAAAUGAAAUGGUUAUUUCAAUGUUUAUAGCUAUAAUAUUCUUGUCAUUCACAUUGAAUGAAAAUUACUGGAAACAUUUUUUCUCUGAGUUUUUUAAAAUAAAAAACCUGGAUAUAAUUCUAAUAGUAGCAUGGUACCUCAUAUGGACAACAAUAAACUCUGAUAAGAAAAUGAA